Paramacrobiotus metropolitanus is the source of this 467-nucleotide messenger RNA. RefSeq lists its product as uncharacterized. The transcript is spliced from 5 exons. The record is from RefSeq and is a predicted model, not a curated record. Lineage: Eukaryota; Metazoa; Tardigrada; Eutardigrada; Parachela; Macrobiotidae. Bases 103 to 405 code for a protein of 100 amino acids.
AGAACCGCCUCGUCCCUGCCCUGGAAGAAUGAUUAAAAAAAUGAAACAGGAGAUGCUGAAGCGGGGAGAGCUCACCGAGGAGACAUAUGCCUAUUGGGGCCGAUGAAAACGAAAGCGGAACGAAUGCUUUAUGUUCCGCCUGAGGAGUACGUUCCGGAUACUUCCUCGGAAGAUACUUCCUCGGAAGGAACGACUUCCCCGGGACGCGAGCAAGGUGCCGGUGUCAUCAAGAAAAAGACUGUCGGUACUGGUAAGCGCGGCCGUCCUCCCGGAAGCGGCAAGAAAUCAGUGAAGUCACUGUCAUCUGGACGCGGUCGUGGACGUCCUCCGGGAAGCGGGAAGACUACACAUGAAAAACGUGGACGUUCCGAGAACAACGCUGCUCCGCAAGAAGGAACUGGGUGAAGAUUACCUACAUCAGCACGGGCAUAUUUUGUGUUGUAUUCAGAAGAACGGUAUGAUGCUUU